CUCACACAGCAUCUCAAUCCCCUGGCUGUGCUGAGCCAGAGAGCACUGAAGCCUUUAUUCACACGGAGGAUUUUAGCUGUCGCUGCUCAUUCACUUGGCGAGGCCAUUGAGUCCCAGAAGAAUAGCAUCCUUUCGGCCAGGUUUGCCGUGGACUGCUUGUUUAUUUUUUCCCUUCUUUCUUUGUUUUCCUUGACUGUUUUUUCUUUCUCCUUUGUGCUGGAGAAGACUCUUGCUUGGACUGGAUCGUUAUUCCUAUUCCCUGCUCCUGACUCUUCACUGAGGGCCGUCAUCGUAAGUGUUGUUGUCGUCGCAGCAGCUAUCAGCUGAGUCACCAUGUCUGAUCUGACUCCCCAGAGCGAAGCCCCCACCCCCACUACAGACAAGAUCACACAGGCUGCCAGAGAGACCAUCUACCUAUGCAACUUCCGUGUGUCGGUGGAUGGCGAAUGGCUGUGCCUGCGCGAGCUCAACGACAUCUCGUUAACGCCAGAUCCCGAGCCGGCUCAUGAAGACUCAUGGGAGGAUUUCACAGAUUUGGUGGAGCAAAUGCAAAUGCUUGAUGAGUUUAAAGAUCCCAAGGAUCCCAUUGCCAUCGAGAGGCUUAACCUGAUGAACAUGGCCAAGCUGAGCAUCAAGGGCUUGAUUGAGUCUGCACUGAACCUGGGUCGCACACUGGACUCAGACUAUGCCCCACUGCAGCAGUUUUUUGUCGUCAUGGAGCACUGUCUGAAACACGGACUUAAAAGUAAGAAGACAUUCCUUGGCCAGAAUAAGUCUUUUUGGGGUCCUCUGGAGCUUGUAGAAAAGUUGACUCCAGAAGCUGGUGAGAUCACAGCCAGCGUCAAAGACCUUCCUGGGCUCAAAACCCCAUUAGGAAGAGGCAGAGCAUGGCUUCGUCUGGCCUUAAUGCAGAAGAAGCUCUCAGACUACAUGAAGACCAUCAUCAACCGAAAAGACCUACUAAGUGAAUUCUAUGAGCCCAAUGCUCUUAUGAUGGAGGAGGAAGGAGCUGUCAUCGCUGGGCUGUUGGUGGGCCUGAAUGUCAUUGAUGCUAACUUGUGUAUGAAAGGGGAAGAUUUAGACUCACAGGUUGGAGUCAUAGAUUUUUCCAUGUAUCUGAAAGAUGGCGCGCACAGCAGCAAAAGCACAGAAGGUGAUGGACAGAUUACAGCUAUUCUUGACCAGAAGAAUUACGUUGAGGAACUGAACAGACAUUUAAGUGCGUCAGUGAAUAACUUGCAAGCCAAAGUGGAUGCACUGGAAAAAUCCAACACAAAACUUACAGAGGAGCUUGCUGUGGCAAACAACAGGAUCAUCUCUCUGCAGGAGGAGCUGGAAAGGGUGAAGGAGGAAAGCUCUUACGUAGUGGAGUCUAGUCGCAAGGCAUCAAGGGCAGAUGGUACCGCAAACGGUCAAGUGUUUGGAGAAACUCGCAAACAGCUCAAAGAGGAAACUCAGCUCAGACUGGAUGUGGAGAAGGAGUUGGAGGUGCAGAUAGGGAUGAAGCAAGAGAUGGAGCUGUCCAUGAAGAUGCUAGAGAAGGACAUCUGUGAAAAACAUGAUGCUUUGGUGGAGCUCAGACAGCAGUUAGAUGAAAUGCGUACACUCAACCAUGAGCUCUCCAUUAAGUCACAUAGCUCAGAGGCCGGUGCAAAACAGAAAAGUGACAUCAUCAGCCGCUUGGAGGAGAAAACAAACCAGAUGGGGAGCAUUAUUAAACAGUUGGAGAGCAGAUGUAAGAAGGUGGAACGAGAGCGGGACCUGGCUGACGAGGCCAAUCGACUCUUCAAGCAGGAGUUUGGAGACAAGAUUGAGAGUCUGCAGGAAGAGGUGGAGCAGUUACGGAGACAGAGAUGGCUUUUGGAACAAGAGCUCAGGAAAUGGCGAGAGAAUCCUGGAGGCCACAUACCUGAAGCUCUGUUAGGAAAAACCCCACCUCAGAGAGACAUGAGACAGCAUGUGGAGGACAUCAGAAGGGAGUUAGAGUCUGUUAAAAAAGAAAAUGAUACAUUGCGUACUGCGCUUGAGGAAAAGUCAAGUCCGAGUUCCAGUUUGACGCUGUCACAUGAAGAUGAACAGGACCAGUCUCUUUGUAAAGACACUGACCCUACCAUCUGCCCAAUGUGUGAAAACCAAGACUCUCUGACUACACCCAAGAGGCAAUGUAAGAACUGCAGUGGUGUGUUCUGUGAGAACUGCAUGGCCAAUGAACUUCCUCUGCCCUCCUCCAUCAACCCUGAACACGUGUGUGACGUUUGCUACUCACAGUUACUGCAGCAGUACGCGUCCUCCCCUUCCUGAGGGGGCGCACAUUUCUGAGCACAUAUUAUUCUGGCAGUAGUUGAAUGGGUAAUCCAUGACAAAUGACACAUCACAUUCUAAAUCAUCAAUCAGUACCAGGUAUCUCAGUUAAGCAACAUAUCAGUUAUUUUGUUUGCAUACAACAUUUGCCAAAAAGGGAUUAUUUUUUACAAGCUCUUGUGGGAAAUGCUUUAAAGAUUUUCAUGAUUUCAUAUAAUUCUUGAGGAUGAGUGAAGCUGUCCACCAAGUGGAUUUAUGUGAUUCUAGUACUUGAAUUGUCUCCAUGUCAUUCAUGAUGGCAAGCAGGAUAUACAAUAACAAAAUAGUGACGUAUUAAUAAUAUAAAUAUAUAUAUAUAUGAAUUAGGAGAUGAUGGAUUGUAGACCGGAUAGUGUCAGCUUUUUGAAAACUAUGGCACUAAACAAUGCACAUGAACUAACAUUUUUAACUUUUGAGUCCAAAACUCAUCAGUUGUCUAAGAUACAAUUCAAACAAAACAGCAAAUUAUGGAGCUCGUCACAGAGAAGACCAUAAUUGAAACUGAAAUAAAAUGAAAUUAUGUACAGAGAUAAAAAGGUAGUUUUAUGCUUGUGUAAGAAUGCAUUUUAUUCUUAAUAGCUGAACAAUAAAAUUUUUAUUAUAAU
Molecule: messenger RNA, 2945 nt
Organism: Sinocyclocheilus rhinocerous
Lineage: Eukaryota; Metazoa; Chordata; Actinopteri; Cypriniformes; Cyprinidae
Product: protein RUFY3-like
Exons: 19
Coding region: 334-2301 (655 amino acids)
Biological process (GO): regulation of axonogenesis
Cellular component (GO): cytoplasm
Molecular function (GO): metal ion binding
Source: RefSeq, a predicted model, not a curated record